AUGGCUCCUAAGAUGCAAUAUGUCCGCCUCGGAAAUUCGGGGUUGAAGGUCUCAAAGAUCAUCCUCGGCUGCAUGUCGUACGGCUCGAAGGAAUGGCAGGGAUGGGUUCUCCCUGAGGAAGAGGCCAUCAACCAUAUCAAGUUCGCUUGGGACCAUGGUAUCACGACCUUCGACACCGCCGACCUCUAUUCGCAUGGUUUGUCAGAGAUCAUCUUAGGGAAUGCGAUUAGAAAGCUGGAGCUCCCUCGGGAGGAGGUCGUUAUCAUGACGAAACUAUUCGCUCCAAUCCCAAAGGACCCCGGCACCGAUGUCCUUCGGAGUGGCAAGAAGCCGGAAGACAUCGGGAUUAUCAACCAGAAGGGCCUCAGUCGCAAGCACAUCUUCGACGGCGUGAAGGCAAGCCUCAAGCGACUACAGGUCGAUCACAUUGAUCUGCUGCAAUGUGCGUGA
Molecule: messenger RNA, 450 nt
Organism: Dichomitus squalens LYAD-421 SS1
Lineage: Eukaryota; Fungi; Basidiomycota; Agaricomycetes; Polyporales; Polyporaceae
Product: Aldo/keto reductase
Exons: 6
Coding region: 1-450 (149 amino acids)
Source: RefSeq, a predicted model, not a curated record